AUAGAUGACACGUCGGUUGCCACGAGUUUAGUCGCCCUCAGUCUCGCGAUGCAGACGAAUCGGGAUUAAGAUCUAUACUUUCUCCGUUCUUCAGUGAAGUUUUUUCACCCUUAUCGGAUAGAGGGACUUUACGAUGAAGCGGCAGGCUCUAGAGCUGAUCACGGGACUUCUUGUGGUCCAGCUGCUGUUGCCCUUGCCGAAUCAAGUGAAUGCCGUAAAAAAGCGGUUGAGGAAACAAAGAUCCAAGCCGCAGGAGCUUCAAGGUCAGCAGCCUGGCACCGAUUACGAUUAUGAAUUUUACGAUAAUUACGACGAAUACGAGGAAAAGAACGAGACGACAACGUUACCACCGUCGCGAUUUUCAGGAUGGCCAGAAGCACCGGAAACAUUUUUGAGACGAGGAACACCUACAGAUCUACCGGCUCCCACGACAACUCAAUUUUCUGAUCAUAAGGAGACUAGUUCGACAUCUGACCAGGAUCAUUCAGUUUCACCUACGGAGAUCUUGCCGGGAGAAAGUAUAUACAGUUCUGUAGCUAUACCAGGACCACGGGGUGAUCCUGGUCGACCUGGAGACGCUGGCCGUCCUGGAGAUGUAGGAUUUCCUGGACAACCCGGUAUCCCUGGAACUCCGGGAUCACCUGGACUUCCAGGACCUGUACCUGAUGUAUCUCUAUAUUAUCAACAAUUGGCUUUGUCUCAAGCAAAUGAAGAUAAAGGUCCAUCAGGUGCAGCAGCGUCUUUAUAUGGACCAGAGGCUUACUUUCAAAUGCAAGUAGGCCCGAUGGGUCCUCGAGGUCCUCCAGGUGCACCCGGUGCUCCUGGUCCUCAAGGUUUUCAAGGUGCACGAGGUGAAAGCGGCGAAAUGGGUCCGCCAGGUCCUCCAGGCACAUCAGGUCCUAGGGGCUUACCAGGACUGCCUGGAAAAGACGGUAUCAAUGGAGAAGAUGGUGAGACCGGUUCACCAGGAUCGCCUGGUUCUCCCGGACCACGUGGUCUUCCAGGAAUACCUGGACUUCCAGGGCUAAAAGGUCAUCAUGGUUUUCCUGGUCUAGAUGGUGCCAAAGGUGAACAAGGAGUUUCUGGUGAAAAAGGAUCUACGGGCUCGCCUGGGCCGAUGGGACCAGUAGGAUCGAUGGGUCCAGCAGGACCUCGCGGUGAAAGAGGUAGAGAAGGUCCACCAGGUCCUCCCGGAUUGAGAGGUCUCGACGGAAUUGCUGGAUCACCUGGACAACCUGGUGCUGUAGGUAAAUCUGGCUCACCAGGCUUUCCAGGUAAUCCUGGAGUCAAAGGUGAUCAAGGACCAGAGGGACCGCCAGGAAGUCAGGGUUUACAAGGUCCGCGAGGCGAAAGUGGCCGUCCAGGACAACCUGGUGAGACUGGUCCACAAGGUCCUCAAGGUAAAGAUGGAACACCUGGUGAGAAGGGAGCCACUGGAUCAGUAGGACUCGUUGGUGUACCUGGAUUUCCGGGCGCUCGAGGUCAACCCGGAACACCGGGUAAUCCUGGAAUUUCUGGCGCUAAAGGAGCACCUGGACUUCCUGGUGAUAGAGGUUUUAAAGGAGAUGCUGGAGUGAAAGGUGAUCCUGGAAUGCCUGGUCCGCGUGGACUUCCAGGACCUCCUGGAAAUGAGGGCAAAAGAGGCAAAAGAGGUAUGCGUGGGCCAAUUGGUGCUGCAGGACCUCUUGGAGAACGUGGCGCACCUGGUGUACGUGGUCUUCCUGGCUCGGAUGGUCCCGUCGGAUCUAAAGGACAAUCUGGUGAUCGUGGCCCUGCGGGAGUUGUUGGACCCAAAGGUGCUACUGGAGAUCCUGGACGACCUGGACCGUCAGGAUUACAAGGUGCACGUGGUUUAAUGGGAAGGCCUGGAGCCUCUGGGAAACCAGGUAAUCCUGGAGAACGUGGAAUUCAAGGUGCAGAUGGCAAACCUGGAGAACAGGGACCACCUGGACCGCAGGGUUUACCAGGACCAUUAGGAUUACCAGGGGAAAGAGGAUAUCCUGGAGAACGUGGAAAAGAUGGUGAACCUGGAAAUCCAGGUUCGCCUGGUCCAAGGGGAGAUAUCGGUAAAGAAGGACCUCCUGGAGUACAGGGUCCACCAGGACCACCAGGAAGCGACGGCGCACGAGGUCUUCCGGGAGUUGUCGGCCCUAGAGGUUUUCAAGGUCUUCCAGGCGCAGCCGGUAAUCCGGGCGUUCCUGGUAAGGACGGAGAAGCAGGAGUACAAGGACCUUCCGGUCCGCCGGGAUUAGUGGGUAAUAGAGGAGAGCGAGGAUUUCCGGGAGAAAGAGGGCUCAUGGGACCUCCAGGGCCUAUGGGUUCCAGAGGAGAAACCGGGACACAAGGCGCUGAUGGUCUCAUUGGUUUACCAGGACUUAAAGGAGAUAAAGGAAGUUUUGGUUCACCGGGAUUACUAGGACUUCCUGGUGUGAGAGGAUUACCCGGAGAACCUGGACAUAAAGGAGAGAGAGGCACAUCUGGACCAAUCGGUCCUGAAGGUCCACCAGGACAUAUUGGAGAGCGCGGUCCACAAGGAGAAGUUGGACCCCCUGGCCCUCCUGGAGAACCAGCAGAACGAGGCGAUCCAGGUCCUCCUGGUCCCGUUGGUGAGCCCGGAGCUCAUGGUAAUCCAGGCGAAAGAGGCCCUCAUGGAUUACAGGGCUCGCAAGGUUUUCCAGGUCCACAAGGAUUAAUUGGACUUCCUGGUCUGAAAGGCGAUCGCGGAUAUCCAGGUUUAAAAGGAGAACAAGGAAAUUCAGGACUACCUGGCAGUCGCGGCGAGAUUGGAUUACCUGGACCUAUUGGACUUACUGGUGCUAAGGGAAUUAGAGGUGAACCUGGUGCACGAGGUGAACCCGGUUUAAUGGGUCCACCUGGUAUCGUGGGACAUGUUGGGCCAUCAGGUCCACCAGGGAACAUGGGAUCACCUGGUGCUCCUGGAUUGCCCGGUGUCAAAGGUGACGCGGGCGAUACUGGACGUCCUGGAAAUCCAGGUCCAAUUGGUAACCCUGGUCUACCUGGAAUAGAUGGAAUUAAAGGUGAAAGUGGAUCCCCAGGCCCUCAAGGACAGAUAGGUCCUCAAGGACCUCAAGGUCUACCCGGGGAGAGAGGUUUAUCAGGAUUACCUGGUUCUCCUGGCCCAAUAGGAAAUAGAGGAUUACGCGGAGCACCCGGUGAAACAGGACAAGCCGGCAGACCAGGAGCGGAAGGUCCACCCGGACCUCCUGGUUUAGUAGGUCCUCCGGGUGCUCUUGGUCACAUAGGAGAAACCGGCCCAGAAGGACCAGUUGGAAAACCAGGACCACCGGGUAUAGGAGGCCGACCAGGUGAUAAAGGACCGCCUGGAGUAUCUGGUGCUGCAGGACCAAUAGGUUCUCCUGGAUUAUCAGGACCGCCUGGCCCUAUUGGACCUACCGGACCUACUGGAGAACGUGGUCCAAAAGGUGAAAUGGGACCACAAGGUGUGGAAGGUCCACAGGGACCACGAGGAAAACCUGGUCCAGCUGGUCUCGAAGGAAUAAAAGGAGAUCGCGGAGAGGAGGGGCAGAAAGGGGCCAAGGGACAUCGAGGAUUUACUGGUUUACAAGGAUUGCCUGGAGCUCCUGGUUUAGUAGGAGAAAAGGGUAUACCUGGUUUACAAGGACCUCCUGGUAAAGAUGGAGAACCAGGUGUUAGAGGUAAUCCUGGACGGGAAGGUAGUCCAGGUCCCAUCGGACCUGCGGGAAAUCCCGGACCAAGAGGUCCACCCGGGGAAGAAGGUCGACAUGGAUUAAUAGGUCCCCCAGGACCUCCUGGACCACCUGGUCCUCCUGGGGAUGUCGGUUUUGGUUACGAUGCUGCAUCUCUAGCAGCAUUUAUAGGACAAGGCCAAACAAAAGGACCAGAUUCACUCGGUGAUGAACCACCAAGAAUAUUUAGUAAAGAUAUCACUGAAAAGGAACGAAGAGAGUUACUUUUGAAAGCGUAUGAAAAUUUAAAAUCGUCGUUCCAAAAAUUGGUGAAGCCAGAUGGUGAAAAAAAUUCGCCUGCUAAAACCUGUCGUGAUCUAUUUGUUGCCUACCCGGAUAAAUUAUCUGGCGAGUACUGGAUUGAUCCAAACGAAGGGGAUAUUCGAGAUGCAAUCUUGGUAUAUUGCGAUGCUGAAAAACGCGCAACUUGCAUUUUACCGAAUCCGUCACGUUCACCAAAUAUCACUCACAUCACUGAGCAACAGGAGACUUGGCUGAGCGAAAUAGAUAACGGCAUGAAGAUUACAUACAAGGCGGACAGUAAUCAAAUCAGUUUCCUGCAAUUGCUUUCGAAACACGCAAAUCAGAACAUCACGUAUCAUUGCAAAAAUAGUGUGGCUUACUUCGAUUACGAGAGAAAAACGUACAGAAGGAGCUUGAAGCUUUUGGCUUGGAAUGACGCUGAAUUAUCACCACGAGGCAAUCAGCGUCUCAGAUACGAAAUGAUAAUGGAUGAAUGCAGGCUCCACCAAAACCAUUGGGGUAAAACUGUUGUUUCAUAUGAAACGGAUAAACCAGUAAGACUUCCUAUCAUAGACGUGGCUUUGCGUGAUAUCGGGAACCCAGAUCAAAGUUUUUCCAUUGAAAUUGGUCCAGCUUGUUACGAUUAAACAAAGCACUAUAUUAGACAUUGCGACAUUGCAACUGUUAUUUUAUACCUAAACAUUGUCAUUUUCAUAAUUGCAUCUACAUAAUUGCAGAUCAUAAUUUUUAUCCAAGAUUUCGUUACAUAAUUUCAUAAAGAUUUUUUUAUCGGGGCUCAAAAAGCGAAAAUAAUUGAGUAAUAGUUAUCAGAAUCUCAAAGUAUUAAUUGUAUUGCAUCUUUUCUUUUUAGAACAAAAACGCAAAGCCAUUCAAAAAAAAGUUUAUAAAUUUUUUUAAAAUGUUAUAUUUUCUCAAAAAGAUAUUCAGGUAUUUUAUAAUAUACAUAUAUCAAUUUAAAAAAUUUUCGGAGUACUUAAAUAUUAUUCAAAUAUUACAUGCCUGAAUAUUUAAGUGUAACAAUAUCCGCGCAAUAAGUAACCCAAUACACAGAAUAUCGAAGUAUUAGUGUGUACAUUAUGAUAGAUAAGUUCCAUUUAUAUCACUGUUAUUCCGUGCAGCUAUUUAGGAAAAAUAAAAUUAUGCAUAGUCAAA
This is a messenger RNA of Solenopsis invicta (red fire ant), 5144 nucleotides long. Its product is annotated as collagen alpha-1(I) chain. The transcript has 28 exons. Bases 134 to 4618 code for a protein of 1494 amino acids. Gene Ontology annotation, molecular function: extracellular matrix structural constituent. Lineage: Eukaryota; Metazoa; Arthropoda; Insecta; Hymenoptera; Formicidae. The record is from RefSeq and is a predicted model, not a curated record.